Molecule: messenger RNA, 1665 nt
Organism: Adineta steineri
Lineage: Eukaryota; Metazoa; Rotifera; Eurotatoria; Adinetida; Adinetidae
Source: the annotation of a GenBank genome assembly
AUGCCGUUUAAUAAACGGACAGUUGAACCUAUUAAUUUAAGUCAAGUACAAAUACCAAAGGAUAUUCCAAAUGAACUUGAAUGUGUUGCUAAUCAUACUCUAGCAAAUGUUAUUCGACAAUUAAGUUCAUUAAGUGCACAUGCACAAGAUUUAUUUGAUGAAUUAAUAACCGAUGCUGGACAUAUAUUUCAACGUACAGAAGCAUUACAUGGUCGAAUUGAAAGACUUAAAAUUCAAGUAACACAAUUAGAUUCCAAUAUAGAAGAAGUGACUAUACAAGAUGUAAAUAAUCGAAAACCAUUUGUGAGUGUAACUCGUAUUGAUCAACAAGUGGUUAAUCGUGCAACGAUGCCACAAUCACUUCGUUUCCUUUAUGAACAAGCUGAACCUGCACCUGCUCUUCAUUUACUUAAUCCUUAUCGAGAUGAUGGUCGAGAUUCAAUGAAAUUUUAUACUGAUCCAUCAUUCUUUUUUAAUUUAUGGAUGCAAUCGAUGAUUCAAUUUCCACAAAAUCAACAUCAUGCACAUCGAUCUGGUAAACAUGAACGAUGUCGAUCACCAAAAGGUUCAAAAUUACAGCAUCAAGAAUCUAUUUAUGCUUCAAAUCCGACAUCAUCAUCUCAAUCUCGGCUCAUUCGACAAUCAUCUGAAGAACAACAAUAUCGUAGUCCUCAAGAUCUUAUUCGUCAUCGUGGAGAUUAUGAAUCUGUAGCACGUGCUAAUAUUCGAUCUCAACAACAACAACAAGUUUAUUCACCUACAAGUCAUCGUCUUCUUUUACAAUAUCCCAACAAUAAUCAUUAUCAACAUUCAGAUCUUGUUCAAUAUGGUAGUCCAACAUUAUCAUCAGCUUCAUCAUGUCGUGAACAACAAUCAAUGACAAUGAAUUUUAGUAGUGCCGGUACACCUAAAUCACCGUCAAAUGGAUAUAAUAAUGAACAAUCACCACGACUGAAUAUUCAUUCGCCAAUGAUAACUCGACAAGCUCCACCACCGCCACCACCACCUUUACUAACACAAUUUGAACCUCACCAUAAUAUGACACAUUAUCCUCCAAUGAGACAAACAAUUGCUAGACCAUCAUCUAGUCCUCCACCACCUCCACCGCUUCCACCACCAGCACCACCUGUACUAUUAAAUACAGGCAUACCAACACUUGCAACUAUUUCAGAAAUCGAUAAUUUACCUCCACCACCAGCUGAUUUUAUUGAACAAUCACCAUCUCCACCACCUCCUCCUCCACCACCACCUCCAAUGCCACAAUCGAAUAUUCCACCAGCACCACCAUUACCAAAUUCUACUAUACAAUCACUAGUCAUGCGAUCUACAACAACCAGUACAUCAUCAACAACGAAAACUAAUUCAAAUAGUAAUACAUCUCAACGUGAUGAUGUUUCUGUUACAUCAGAAACUUCGAUUCAAGAUCAACGACCAUAUAUAAGUCGUGAUCUUCAUUCUGAUUUAUUAGAAGAAAUUAAAAAAGGUAUUCAAUUAAAUAAUCGUAAAAAAGAAGAAGAGAAAAAAGCAUCGGUAACAACUAAAACAAGUUCUCUUAAUGUUAUGGCAAUUAUGGAACAAGCAGCAAAAUAUCGUCGUGAUAAAAUUCGACCACAAUCCGAAUCAGAAAAUGAAGAUGAAUCAUCACGAUGGGAUGAUAGUGACUGA